AUGGCUGGAACUCCUACCUGUAGAAAGACGCUCGCAAAUUAUGUGAUUAGCGAUUUGCGCAACCGGAGGAUUGAUUUCGUACUCGUCAACAUGCUGUUCGCGAAAGACUCACCAAGGUUCUGUAGGACGGCGCCAAAGCGCUUCUGGUACCAUUACCCCGACUUGGGGUCUCCAAAAAAGGUCAUUAUACGAUCCAACCACAGCAGCUUUGGCGAUAGACUGGCAUGCCUCGCUGAGCAGAAACUGGUACGCCUGCGGCUCUUCUAG
Molecule: messenger RNA, 267 nt
Organism: Parastagonospora nodorum SN15
Lineage: Eukaryota; Fungi; Ascomycota; Dothideomycetes; Pleosporales; Phaeosphaeriaceae
Exons: 2
Coding region: 1-267 (88 amino acids)
Source: RefSeq, a predicted model, not a curated record